AUGACCUGCAUUACCCACACUUCUCUUGCUACGCCGAAUAGUUCACCCGACGAUGUGUAUGCUAAAGACCACCAACAAAAGAAACAGCAACAACAGCAACCAUCGUCUUAUCAUGAACAACAGCGAGCAUACGUGGGCGCCCUUGUUGAUGUCACGGUACAGGCCAUUGCAUCCAUUUGGCCCACUGCCAACAAUGUCAACAACAAUGGCGGCAAUAGCAGCAGUCAUCAACAACGUCGUCCUGUUGCCAAUCUCGAACAAUUUCUUUACCAUAUUCUCAAACAUUCUCGCACCACUCAUUCAACUCUACAACUUGCGAUAUUUUAUCUCUUUCGUAUCCGAUCUCGCGUUCUACAACAUCGUCAUGACAACGUUUAUAUUGCAUGUGGUCGACGCAUGUUUUUGGCUUCGUUGAUUUGUGCCCAUAAAUUCCUUCAAGACAAGACCUACAAAAACUUGGCUUGGAGCAAAGUCAGCGGAUUGAGCGUCAAGGAAAUCAAUCAUGCCGAGCGUGUCAUGUUGCAACUCUUAGACUGGUCCUUGUAUGUCAAGAAGGAUACCUAUGAUCAGUGGAUUCAAAUGCUUAAUUGUCACCUAAAGUGCCGCUCCUGCACUAUUGUGGCACCUGCUUCCAAGAAUGCCACUGCUACAACUACUACCCACGCCACUAUCACCAACAACAACAUUAUGAUUCCAACAGUCCUUCAUACCCUUACAAUGAUGUCUCAACGUGCUACGUCCCUUAACGAAGAUACGCCUGCUACGACAACUCCCAUUGCGGCACUUUUACUCACGCCACCUUGUGGUUUAUCACCUGAAAGCUGCGGCAAUAGUACCAUCCCCAUCACCAGCAGCAGCAACAAUAAUAGUAAGACGAUCCCAUCUUUUGGUCCCGGUUCGCAGUAUCACCCCACCACCAAGAUCAUGGAUGGCAAAGCCUUAGUCAAAUAUGGUAUGCCUACACCUGAUCAGGCCAAUGAUGAAGGUAGUCUCGAUAAGCCCAACAACAACCAGCCCAUGAUGGCGGCGUGUGGCGUUUUCCCGUCAUCCUCCUUCAUAUCGAUGAUGAGAUCCCCUGAACGCAAGCGUAAGGCCGUAGAUAUUGAAGAACAUGAAAAUAUCAAAAUGAAAAGAGUUACAUUUUAG
Molecule: messenger RNA, 1146 nt
Organism: Lichtheimia ornata
Lineage: Eukaryota; Fungi; Mucoromycota; Mucoromycetes; Mucorales; Lichtheimiaceae
Exons: 2
Coding region: 1-1146 (381 amino acids)
Biological process (GO): regulation of cyclin-dependent protein serine/threonine kinase activity
Cellular component (GO): nucleus; cyclin-dependent protein kinase holoenzyme complex
Molecular function (GO): cyclin-dependent protein serine/threonine kinase regulator activity; protein kinase binding
Source: RefSeq, a predicted model, not a curated record